Saxophila tyrrhenica is the source of this 1086-nucleotide messenger RNA. RefSeq lists its product as uncharacterized. The transcript has a single exon. Lineage: Eukaryota; Fungi; Ascomycota; Dothideomycetes; Mycosphaerellales; Extremaceae. The coding region runs from base 1 to 1086 and encodes 361 amino acids. The record is from RefSeq and is a predicted model, not a curated record.
AUGUCUCGCGAGCACGUCCUUGUUACCGGCGCAACAGGCGUGGUCGGCCGCUCUGCUAUGCAAUACUACUCCGAGAAAGGUUACAGAGUCACAGCUGUAUCUCGUCGCCAGCCGUUCAACACAUAUGGAACUUCGUGGCACUCACUCGACCUUUCGGACGCCGAAGCAUGCAACAAGCUUCUUUCACCUCUCACUGACAUUGUCCAGAUAGUCUUUGCCGCGCUCCACGAGGAGGCCGAUCUCCAGAAAGGCUGGCAAGACAAGAAGCAGAUUGACCGGAACCAGAUCAUGUUGUACAACACCAUAGAGGCCGUUGCGCCACACGCGAAAACCCUUCGAAACGUGACGAUUCUUCAAGGACCGAAAGCCUACGGCGUGCAUGUCCACCCCAUCCGACAUGGAUCGCGAGAGGAUCGUGAUGAAGAUCGUAGCAUCGCCAACUUCUACUGGACGCAGGAGGACUACCUAAAAGCACGUCAACAGGGUCAAGACUGGAGUUGGAACGUUCUGAGACCUGGACUGGUGAUUGGGAUGAGUGUUGGUGGAGCCAUGAACCUGUACGGUGCAAUCGGGGUGUAUGCUGCUGUUCUGAAAGAACGGGGUGAGCCACUAUAUUACCCAGGAGAGGGAUUGGCCAUUGCACAAUCCACAGAUGCCGACUUGAUCGCACAAGCUUGCGAAUGGGUCUUGAUCGAGCCCAAAGCCAAGAACCAGUGCUAUAAUUUCGACAAUGGGGAGCUCGCAAGCCUCAAAGAGCAUUGGGAUGUCUUCGCAAAGGCACUCGACAUGGAGACGGGUGAAGAGAAGCCGUUCGAUUUUGUCCAAGGUCUGUCCGGCUUUGGAGAGGCUUGGGAGACGAUUCGUCGGAAACAUGACCUAAGGAGUCCAGAUAUUGAUGCUUUCCUCGGACAGAGCGGGCAGUUUUCGAACUUCGUGCUUGCAAGGGCGAGUCGUGCCCCAACGACGAUGAGUUGCGUGAAAAUUCGACGGGAUGGGUUUAUGGGCACUGUUUACACAGAUGAGAUGAUUCGGAAGUGGUUCAAGGCCUACCAGCAAGAGCGACUGUUGCCGGCGGUCGUUGCUUAG